UGUCAAUGAACUGAUCCGGUCCGCCGCUUGGUUUCAUAUUCUUGCAGAAUUUCUUAACAAAAUAUUCAAGAUAUCAACGAUUCUGUCGUUGAUUUCUUCUUAUCCAUUCACCGCCUGUUAGUGCUGUUCAAAUCCGAGAUGUCCUACAACAAAUAUAACACACGCCAUUCCGGUCGUUUCAACACCCCGGGUCAGUUCGUGCCUGCCGGAGAGCUGGCGGGAGGCGCGGCGCCGGGCGGCGGGGCCCAGCGACAGCAGCACACCAACCCCAAUCUCGCUGUCGGACAACCCUUCAACCAGCAGUCGUUCACGCCGGCGCCGCAGCCGCCGCCGCUGCCGCAGCAGCCCAGACAAGCUCAACAACAGAACUUGCAGAAUGUGCCCAUUCAACCACUGAACGCUCCGGACGUGGAGAUGAAAACUGAACCAGGGACUGAGGGAAACAAUGAGGGCGGCAACGGCGGCGGUGGCGGCCGCCCCCACUGGAUGAAGAACAAGUUGGGAGGAGUGAAGAAGGUGUCGAACAAGGAGCGCCGGCGCCGCCAGAACGAGACUCUUCGCAAGCUGCUCACGCCCAAGAACGCGCUCAUGGUGCUCAACGAGAUGAUGCCUAAUGAGCAGCUCGCCACGCAAUUUAAAGUGGAGGCGGCCGGUAACCAAUUCUACAAGCCGGCCAAUCAGCAGAGCUUCUGCGCGGAUCUCACGCUCGAUGGCAACGUCUACAAGGGAUAUGGCGAGAACAAGUUGUCUGCGCGUAACGCGGCCGCCGAGAAGGCUAUCCGGGACCUCAUUAUCAAGCGCAUGUCCAAGGUGUUCGCUAACGAUGCCUCCAAUGCCGCCAAUGCUGGUACAGAAAACGCUGAUUCUGCCGAGGGUGACAACGCGAACGGCGAGUCCGAGGCCGAGACGCUGCCCAUGAUCCAGCUGGCUUCGUUCGCUCUUCACAAACUGUUCUCCGAGUGGGAGUACGAGGGAGUGAAGGUGCCGCAGCUGAAGCCCACCGGCCAGCAGGGUAACAGCACAUCUGAAUCUAUGGAGAUCAUCGCCCCCCCUCCGCCCAAGCCGAAGCCGCCCAUGAAGCGCAAGGAGCUGCCCCCCAACGCUGCAACGCUGCACCCCUGCAUGCUCCUCACGUACAUGCGACCCGGACUUGAGUACCGCGAGCUGGCUAUCAGUGGCGACAAGCCGCAGACCAUGCUGUUCACUAUGGGCGUCGAUGUAGAUGGUGCUACGUACAUCGGUAAAGCCUCGAACAAGAAAGAAGCCCGCCGCGCCGCCGCGCGCGCCGCCUGCGCCGCGCUCUUCAACGUCACGUUCCCCGACGCGCCCGCGCCCACCCCGCCCCUUCAGCAGUAGGCUACCCUCCUCUAGGGCAGUAACACAAAAAAGAUCCACUUUACACUAUAGUCGGGUGCCAUUUUACUCGGAAAUAUUACCACAGAUUAAUAAAUAGUUACUACGUAACAGAUACCUCAUUCCCAAACAAAAGCAAAAAUACCUACGCUAUAAUAGCCUACAGAACCCUAAUAAUAAUACCUGCUGCUCAGGACAAGAAGAAAUGUACCAUAAUUACGCGCACAAAGAGUCGAGACUGUGUUGCUCGCCGUUCGAGUCACGUGCCAACGCGUCAUCGUAAGAAUGCGCUAGGGUUGUAGCUACCCUACCUAUGAUGAUUAUUGUAAUAAAACGAAUGUUGCGAAUCAAAUAUGUUUUAGUUUUAAUAUAAUGAUUUAUAUUUUUUUCACUUCUCGGAAUUCUCUGUUAUUAAAAUGUUAUAAGUAGUUGAAAAUAUCCUAAAUCGCGUAAAUAAUUUUAAUAAAUAUUCAGGAGCAAAGCAACGGACAAUCAACGGUUUUUAAAAGAUGUAAUACGGUGCUACCAGGCCGAUUAAUUAUUACGUCGUCAAAAUUAUUUAAAAAUACUUUUUCUAACCCUUCAAUAUAAUUAUUAAACUUUCAGGUGGGACCUUUAGCCCGCCAUAAAAAGAUAAAUUUUUAUUAUAGGCUUUUUCCUUUGUUUUUUUGACUUUUUCACCCAUCUACUGCACAAUAAUUACGUGGUUUCGGCAUUUCGAAGCAUAAGCGCGGGAAACGCGCGGUGCAAUGCGGUGCGAGCGCUGAGGCGGGCGUUCGGCGGCCCUCUGUUGGUUGUAUCGUCGACGAUACGCCGAGCGGUAGGCAUAUAGCGCGUGGCCUUGAGCGUGUGACGGAGGCCUGAUAUUACUUUGAAACGAGCACACGCUUCUCAAUAACGGCCACAAUAUAUGCAUAUUAGUAUUAUUUUUGUUUAUGCCGCAGAAUAUGUAACUUCACAAGAAGUACUUGAAAAUUAGAAAUACUUCAUAAGAGAAGUCUAAACAAUUUGAAUAAAUAGUUAAAUAGUAAUGUGGGCUACUAUUUUGUAAAUUGGAUCAUUUUUUCGCCCUACCCAUGAAGCCCACAUAUAUUAUUAAAUUCAUAAUGUCUCUGUAUAUCUGUGUAUGGAAAAACUUAAAGUUACAUUUAGUAAUUCUUCUAAAUAUUAAUAUUCACACCACUAAUGACGCAGAGUAUGAAUCUCGUGAGUUUUCAUUAGUAUUGUUAACAAGAUUUUUCAACUAUCAUAUUUCUAAUUUAAAUAUCAAAUUGCAUGGUACACAGUACUAUAUAUUUAUAUGGGGAUGUAGUUGAACAUCGCGUAGCAUGAUAAUUGAUAACGCAAGAGGGGAUUUUAGGAAAAAAAUAUUUGAAAAUGUGAUGACGAAAGUGAAUGAGAUAUAUUGAGUAUUCGUGUAUUGAUCUCUAAUUGAUGUCUUUAAAUUAAAUAUACAGAAUAGAGAUAAAUUAACACAUUCACGGCCAACAUUUUCGUAGCGCUACGCUCGUAGCCAAUCCCAGCGUUUUCCCGCUUUGUAGAGGAAAGCGGCUACGAACAGAGAAGUUCUCAUCACGCAAUGUGUUUAGUAAAUCCUUUCAUCUAAAUAUAUUUUAAAUUGGCAUGAGACAUCUAUAUUGUAUAUUUAAAUUACUGCAAAAUAUGGAUGAUCAAUUUUACGUAUUAUUUUUUUAACCUGACUAGACCAAAUAAAUAUUAAUCAACUAAUCUUUAAAAUCUGUAGUUAUCUGUGGACUUCAAUUUAUUAUAGCUGUAAGUAGUUAUUAAGAGUAUUGGUUAAGGUAGACGAAGUAAGUCUACGUGAAAUCGUUAGAUAGCUACUUUAGACUAGCUAGUUCCAUCUUUCCAAAAGUAGCUGUAUACUUGUCACUAUACUUAACACAUUGUCGGCUAAUGACGUCUAUUUCUUAGCCUUUCCAUCGCCCGCAUAUACAAUAAUCCGUAAAAGCAUGAAAGUUACAUUUGCGACUGCAUGUUUGCUUUUGAAAGGGUUAAGUAUAACGCCUGGCAAUGUGUUAAAACUUGUAAUGAGUACAUGGAAAUAAAUGAAUGUAUUCAAAA
Cydia splendana is the source of this 3435-nucleotide messenger RNA. It is a transcript of the gene DIP1, whose product is annotated as double-stranded RNA-specific editase 1. The coding region runs from base 139 to 1356 and encodes 405 amino acids. The transcript is spliced from 11 exons. The record is from RefSeq and is a predicted model, not a curated record. Gene Ontology annotation, cellular component: nucleus; cytoplasm; RISC-loading complex. NCBI's taxonomy places the organism in Eukaryota, Metazoa, Arthropoda, Insecta, Lepidoptera, Tortricidae. Gene Ontology annotation, biological process: siRNA processing; regulation of regulatory ncRNA processing. Gene Ontology annotation, molecular function: double-stranded RNA binding; siRNA binding.